AUGUCACCCCAUGAAACAUCAGACACAGUCAAAGGAGCACAUGAAAAUCUUCGCCAUGAUGAUAUUGCCGAUCUUGAGCGCCUGGACUCGAAGAAUGGCGUUGACAGUCCCCGACUUGUUUCCGACCCCGAGCUCGAAGGGUUGACACUGUACGAGAAGAAGGCGCUCCUUGUCAAUCAGGAACUCGACCGGCAGGGCAUGGGACGAUACCAAUGGAUGAUAUUCCUCCUUUGCGGCUUCGGCUAUUUUCUCGAUCUGUUGUGGGCCCAGGCCUUUGGUUUGGUAGUGCCUCAGAUGCAGUACGAGUUUGGUUUCUCAGACCCUGAGCUCGGAAACAUCUUCGUCUGCUUUUCAGCUGGAUUGACCGCUGGCGCCGCUUUCUGGGGCAUCGUUGUUGACAUUAUCGGACGCUACUGGGCAUUCAAUUUCACGGUUCUCUUCUCCAGCAUCUUCGGCUUGUUCAUUGGGGUUUCCAAUACCUACACUGCUGUCCUCAUUCUUACAGCUUUUGUUGGAAUCGGUGUCGGAGGGAAUAUCCCCAUUGAUACGACAAUCACCUUGGAGUGCUUACCCCAGAAUCGACGGUGGCUGUUGCCAACGCUUUCCAUCUUUCAACCACUCGGCGUUGUCAUCUGUAGCGCGAUCGCAUACGGCUUCAUACCUAAGAAUUCCUGUGGCCCAGAUGACUCAUGCGCGACAGUGGAAGCUGGCCAACGCUGCUGCCAGAAAGCCGACAAUUGGGGCUGGCGGUACACGAUGUUUACUCUCGGCGCCAUCACCAUGGGUGUGUUUCUCGCUCGAUUCGUGAUUUUCCGGUUCCAGGAAAGUGCCAAAUGGCUACUCUACCGCGGCAGAGAUGAAGAGGCUGUCAAGGUCCUCCAAUACAUUGCAAAGUACAACAAAAGGGAGUGCCAUGUGUCUCUAGAGAGUUUUGAAGCUCUCCAGGACGAUACCUCAUCAGCCGGGACAGGCGACUCAUCAAGGCCCGUGCUAGGAUCUGGAGUGCUCCAGAAGGACGCGGCUAUUAAAGAUAAGCUUGUGCUCGAGCUCCAGCGCUACAAGUACCUCUUUUCGAGCUGGCAGAUGGCUCGUUUCACGAUUCUCGUAUGGAUUACUUACAUGUGGGACUACUGGGGAUUCAGCAUUGCCGGAUCGUUUCUGCCAACCAUUCUGAUACGAAAGGGAACCGAUCUCGGCCUUACGACAGACGACACCUACCGCAGCUUCGUCUAUAUUUACCUGUUCGGAAUACCCGGAGUUUUGCUGGGCACAACAAUCUACAGGUGGCGCCAACUCUCGCUUCUAUUAUCUUCGGCGUUGUUCGGAGCCAUGCUCUUCACAUUCACUGCAGUCAACGAUCAGCCAAGCUACAUUGGUAUCAACGGUCUGGUCUAUUUCUUCCAGUCCAUGUUCAAUGCUAUACUGUACGGUUGGACGCCCGAGAGCUUCCCUGCACCAGUGAGAGGCACUGCCUGUGGUAUGGCUAGCUUCUGGGGAAGGAUCUUCUCCAUCAUCGCCCCGAUUGCAGCCUCUCGAGUACUGGCGCACAGCGAGAAUGGUGUAUUGUAUCUUGCUGGGGGUGGAGUCUGGAUAGCGACGAUCUGUAUUGUCCUGAUGCCGAGAAAGUAUUUCGGUACUCAAAGCUACUAG
Cyphellophora europaea CBS 101466 is the source of this 1650-nucleotide messenger RNA. RefSeq lists its product as uncharacterized. Lineage: Eukaryota; Fungi; Ascomycota; Eurotiomycetes; Chaetothyriales; Cyphellophoraceae. The record is from RefSeq and is a predicted model, not a curated record. Gene Ontology annotation, molecular function: transmembrane transporter activity. Gene Ontology annotation, biological process: transmembrane transport. The transcript has 3 exons. Bases 1 to 1650 code for a protein of 549 amino acids.